Molecule: messenger RNA, 1182 nt
Organism: Caenorhabditis elegans
Lineage: Eukaryota; Metazoa; Nematoda; Chromadorea; Rhabditida; Rhabditidae
Gene: T10B11.6
Product: Transmembrane protein 53
Exons: 7
Coding region: 1-978 (325 amino acids)
Source: RefSeq, marked reviewed
AUGUUUGCAUCCCGGCGCCUUCUUCCAAAAAUUGCCAAAUCCACGUCAUCAACAUCUUCAGCAGUUAUCUCAACGUGUAUUCAAAAGAGAAAUUACUUUACAAGACAUGUUCCUGAACCUAAAAUGAUGAUUCAUUUAUCCAAAUCUCAAGAUGUUACCGUCGAUUCGAUUGUACUUUCGGACAGUCAUCAUGAUGAGAAAAAACCAGUUAUUCUGAUGGUUGGAUGGGCUGGAGCAAAUCCAAAGCAUAUCGACAAGUAUAUUAAAGUUUAUAAUGAUGAAGGAUAUCGAGUUGUCUCCCUCUGUCCACCAUGUUAUCACUAUAGUAUUCCAAAUUCUCGUGUUGGAUUCUACAUGUCACCACUUUUCAGAGCAAUUGAUGCAAAACCCGGAGAUUUCAGAUCAUUUGCCAAAUGUCCAAUAAUUGUUCACUCAUUUUCAAUGAACGGAGUACGCGGAUUAAUUUCAUUUUGGAAAUGGACAGAAGCAGAGGAAAAACCACAAUUAAGAGAACGAAUUAAAGGAAUUAUUUUCGAUAGUGCCCCAUCGCGCCCAUAUGGAAAACAAGACGCUACGGCAAUGGUCAUUUCAACUCCUCCAAUUGAUGCAUUUGAACGAUGGAUUAGUGAGCAAACGAGAAUUUCUGUGCUUACUUGGUUCUUGAAUCUACGAGCUUACUUGCAAAUCCCACUUCUUACGAUGGUUCCAUUUUUACGUUCGUUUGUGUCAAUCUACUAUUAUCUUCAAACACAUAUUGCCCUGCCACGUGAUCAACUGUAUUUAUACUCUAAAGCUGACACUAUGAUCAAGGCGAAACAUGUCGAGAAAUUCAUUGAAAAACAAAAAGAAAAAGGAAAUUCAGUGACCGCUAUUGAUUUCGUCGACUCUGAGCAUGUUGCACACAUUCGAACACAUCCAAAAGAUUACCGUACAGCUUGCCUGAACUUUGUUAGACACGUCGAAGCGUCGUAUAAAUGAAGAAAUGAGGAAUAAUUGUUAAUUAACGGGUCAUUCAAUUUCUGUACCUUCUUAAUGCCUUGUUGACUCGCUUUUCUCAGUUUGGAAAUGGAGUAGACUAACUGAAAAUAUUGAAUUGACAUUUCAUCCGAAACUUCAGUAGAUUCAAGAUUUCCGGGUUUUUGUUCAAAUUUAGAUUGCCAAUAAACAUUUUAGAGUUUGCAA